This is a messenger RNA of Drosophila gunungcola (fruit fly), 988 nucleotides long. RefSeq names its product chymotrypsin-2. Bases 73 to 966 code for a protein of 297 amino acids. Gene Ontology annotation, biological process: proteolysis. Lineage: Eukaryota; Metazoa; Arthropoda; Insecta; Diptera; Drosophilidae. The record is from RefSeq and is a predicted model, not a curated record. Gene Ontology annotation, molecular function: serine-type endopeptidase activity. The transcript has 3 exons.
UAAAGUUCACACCAUACAUAAAAAUACCUAUUCAUUUAAAUAGCCUUCAAGUAUUUGAUUUGGAAUUUUCAAAUGGAAAUCGUGAUUGUUUUCAUGGGACUUAUCUCAUGCUGUUCGCUGGUCGAGGCUGAGCGUGGUGUGAUCAGCGAUAUUAGUGACGAGUCCUUUGAGAUGUUGAUAUCGGGCGGCUACAGGCCGAAGAGCCACCGGUUGUCCCGACACGUGGUCUCCAUUCGCACCCAGAACUAUGUCCGCCACCGGGGAGACAAUCACUUCUGCAGCGGCGUCAUGGUGAGCAGUCGAGCUGUCCUAACUGCUGCCCACUGUAUAACGGACCGGUACAAAUCCUCGAUGAAUCCACGGGGCCUUCGGGUGGUGCUCGGGAACAUUAGAAGACUGGCCACGUAUGAGGAAAUCGACACCAGAAGUGUGGAUCGCCUGGUGGUCCAUCCGGAAUACAUGCGCUUCAAAAAGAACGACCUGGCGAUCCUGAGACUCUCGGAACGCCUGCACAGCGCCAACCAUAAUGUUCUACCCAUUAUUUUGCGCAAAGUGGCCAAUGUGACCUAUGGCGAUGCUUGCGUCACUAUCGGCUGGGGUCAGAUAUAUCAGCACGGUCCUUAUGCGGAUGAACUCCUUUAUCUGGACGUUGUUCUGAGGCCGCCCUCGUUUUGCAAAGAGAUUUUGGGUUCCUUUUCGCCAGAACUGAAUGUAUGUGUGGAGCCCAAGGCCGAGGGUAGCACUUGUGUCGGCGACAUGGGCGGACCACUGAUUUGCAACGGCGCUCUAUUUGGCAUCAUAGCCGGGCACUUGGGCUGCGCCGGCGGCAAGGCUAUGCAGUUCUUGAACUUUCUACACUACAAGGAUUGGAUUGUGGCCACUAUCCAAUCCCUAUCUGAUUGUGGCUUUAAAGCAGCCCCAAGCUGGAUUUUUCUAACUCCCUUCAUACUGAUUCUAGUAAAUUGAUAAAAAAUACUAUUAUGAGCAA